AUGUCCAACAGCAGCUCCAUCAGCCACUUCCUGCUGCUGGCAUUGGCAGACACACGGCAGCUGCAGCUCCUGCACUUCUGCCUCUUGCUGGGCAUCUCCCUGGCUGCCCUCCUGGGCAACGGCCUCAUCAUCAGCGCCGUAGCCUGCGGCCACCACCUGCACACGCCCAUGUUCUUCUUCCUGCUCAACCUGGCCCUCAGCGACCUGGGCUCCAUCUGCACCACUGUCCCCAAAGCCAUGCACAAUUCCCUCUGGCACACCAGGAACAUCUCCUACACAGGAUGUGUUGCUCAGCUCUUUUUCUUUCUGUUCUUCAUCUCAGCAGAGCUUUCCCUCCUGACCAUCAUGUGCUACGACCGCUACGUGUCCAUCUGCAAACCCCUGCACUACGGGACCCUCCUGGGCAGCAGAGCUUGUGCCCACAUGGCAGCAGCUGCCUGGGCCAGUGCCUUUCUCUAUUCACUGCUGCACACAGCCAAUACAUUUUCCCUGCCCCUGUGCCAUGGCAAUGCCCUGGGCCAGUUCUUCUGUGAAGUCCCCCAGAUCCUCAAGCUCUCCUGCUCCAAAUCCUAUCUCAGGGAACUUGGGCUCAUUGUGUUUUCAGUCUCCUUAGCAAUUGGCUGUUUUGUGUUCAUUGUUUUCUCCUAUAUGCAGAUCUUCAAGGCUGUGCUGAGGAUCCCCUCUGAACAGGGACGGCACAAAGCCUUUUCCACCUGCCUCCCUCACCUGGCUGUGGUCUCUCUGUUUAUCAGCACUGCAGCAUUUGCUCACCUGAAACCCCCCUCCAUCUCCUCCCCAUCCCUGGAUCUCUCAGUCUCUGUUCUGUACUCAGUGGUGACUCCAGCACUGAACCCCCUCAUCUACAGCCUGAGGAACCAGGAGCUCCAGGAUGCCCUGCAGAAAAUGAUGACCAUAUCUUUUCAGGGACAAUAAAGUCCGUCUUUUCUGCUCCAGAACAUUCAGAAUGUCACUCCUUACAAUCUUGGCCUUUAUUUUUUUAUUUGUCAAUUUUUUCAUUGGGACCUUUUUUUAUUCUU
Molecule: messenger RNA, 1037 nt
Organism: Passer domesticus (house sparrow)
Lineage: Eukaryota; Metazoa; Chordata; Aves; Passeriformes; Passeridae
Product: olfactory receptor 14J1-like
Exons: 1
Coding region: 1-933 (310 amino acids)
Biological process (GO): G protein-coupled receptor signaling pathway; detection of chemical stimulus involved in sensory perception of smell
Cellular component (GO): plasma membrane
Molecular function (GO): G protein-coupled receptor activity; olfactory receptor activity
Source: RefSeq, a predicted model, not a curated record